GUUGCCGUCCAGGCCAAUGUCUCGUCUUCUGUACAUGCUAAGAACAAAAUUGUUCAUAAUUCAUCUAUUCGCUCCAUCUUGAACAUAUCUGUGCUCCCCAAACACCCCUCGACCAAGAUGGCAGCCGAAAAGCAAGAAGGCGGACAGGCCACUUUUGACCAAUCAAAAGGGUAUCAGAAGAAGGAAUUGGACUCGCCCUAUGUUCGUAUCCCAAUCACUCGUCUCGUUAGACAAGCACGAGAGGACAGCAACUCACAUAGCCAAACGAAUGUAGUACAACGACGGCCGCGAGAUCCAACUUCUGCACUUCGUCUACUCACACCCCAAGCUUGAAUCAUUCCGCAACUCACCCCAGGGUGUCCUAGCCGCGAUCGAUGAAUAUGGCCGAACAAAGAAAUAUCUGAUGAACAUUGGCGAGGACAAGGGAAAGAUCGUUACUGAGGUCAUCGCUGAGGUUAAACCCGCAGUGAUGGUAGAAGUGGGCGCAUAUGUCGGGUACUCUGCCAUUCUCUUUGCCGAUGCAGCCCGUCGCGCUGGAGGCAAGGCAUACUAUUGCUUGGAGCACAACCCAGAGUUUGCUGCAGUAGUGGCAUCGCUCGUCAACCUUGCCGGCCUGGGAGACUUUGUGAAGGUUAUUGUUGGUGGUGGCUCUGACUCGUUCACACGCUUGAAGCGCGACGGAACCUUCUCACACAUCGACCUGCUCUUCCUAGAUCAUCUCAAGGAAUUGUAUGGUCCUGACCUCAGGCUUGCUGAGGAGCUGGGCUUAAUAUCAAAGGGCUCUGUUGUAUGCGCAGACAACGUCAUCUGGCCCGGAACUCCAAAGUACCUGAAGUACGUGAGAAGUUCUGUUGAGGAGAAGCGAAAUGCUCCAGCGCCAGAAGAGGGACAGCGGAAGGGUAACCCGAACCUGAUUUAUAAGAGCGAGCUGAAGGAAAGCUUCGAGCCGACAGGCGAAAGGGACGGAGUCGAAGUCACAAGGUGUCUGGGCGAAGAAUCUUCCGCAUGAUCCACAUUCGGAAUGCGCGCUCAGGAACUGAAGGUCGCCGGGUUCUUUGGGAGGUCGUAUGCCUGGCAGUGUGAAUGUCGAUUGAGGC
This is a messenger RNA of Dissoconium aciculare CBS 342.82, 1097 nucleotides long. Its product is annotated as catechol O-methyltransferase. Gene Ontology annotation, molecular function: O-methyltransferase activity. The coding region runs from base 404 to 1009 and encodes 201 amino acids. The transcript is spliced from 2 exons. NCBI's taxonomy places the organism in Eukaryota, Fungi, Ascomycota, Dothideomycetes, Mycosphaerellales, Dissoconiaceae. The record is from RefSeq and is a predicted model, not a curated record.